ACACACGCAAACAGGUUCAAUGUAAGAUGAUAAACGGAAUCUUAGAAUAAGAGAGACGACGGCUUAACACUCAUUUCAUCAUCGUCGGUCGCAGCGCGCGCACGUAACAGAAAAUUCAUAAAAAACUGCAAACCAUGGAGCAAAAAAAAUCGAAACCAACUGAAGACGGCAACAACAGCGACAGUGAUGUGGAAAUAGUCGAGUGCUGUGGUCUGGAUAAACCGAAGAUCGGUCUAAAUGUGAUGUCCAAAGCCGCUGCAGAUGCCAACGACAGCGACAGUGAUGUGGAAAUAAUCGGAUGCUUCGCUCUGAGUAAGCCAACGAUCCGUGAGAAGCCGCCACCAAAUUCUCCAGCGAUGACGCACAUUCCGAUGCCGUUGGCCACACCGCCGUGGUCCCCCACCGACACUUCAAUGCCUAUCCUCUCUACCAUUACCAGUCUUCGACCUGGCUCGGUACUGUGCAUUCCGUGCUAUCUGUGCCAGAAGCGGUUUUACGACAUAGAUCUUCUCAAGGAGCACCUAAGCCAACAUGGCAUGGAGAUCUACCGUAGCACUUUGCAACCUCAAGUCACCACGGUACAACCAACUGUGCAACAAUUUAUCCUAGAUCCGAUCAAGUUUAACUUUUCAAGUGCUCAAUCAACGCCACCGCUUGUUCCAUCAUUUAAUAAUUCAUGUUUAAAGCGAGGACGUCCACGUAAGGUAUCCUUUGAAUGCCAGUUUUGCAAAAUCAAGUUAAGUUCCUCCCAGGACCUGGAACUUCACCAUAAGCGCUGCAAUCCGGGAAAAGCAGCGGCGGCGAAUUUCGUAUGCAAGUACUGCAACAAGGCGUACAGACGUGAAGGCUUUUUAACUCGUCACAUGAGACAAAAACACAAUUUCCGUCUGUUUGAUCUUCCAAAAGCACCACCGUCCCCCUGUUCAUCCGCAGCAUCCACAUCGGAGUCAACUUUCACAGAAAGUAGUACUGAGCUGACCAAUGCAGAGCCGACAGCCGUCGUAUGUUAUCCGUCCAGCGGCGAGUUCAUAGCGCCCUCGGAACUGCUCAAUGCUGAUCCUCCAUCCAGUUACUGCCCGAUCAGCGAAUUUACAUCAUCCACAUCGGAGUCAACAUUCACAGAAAAUAGAACUGAGUUGUCCAACGCAGAGCCAGCUGUCGACUGUUAUCCGUCCAACCGAGAGUUCAUGGCGGACGGGGAACUGGUGAAUGCUGCUUCUCCUUCCAAUUAUUGUCCGAUCAGCGAAUUUACAGCAACCGCUUUGGAGUUAACCUCAUCACCACCAAGCACUCGAUUGAUUAAAGAUGAGCCAGCUAUCGAUUCCUGUGAAGCAAGUGAAUCGCAUGAAGAACUAGCAGCGAAGGCAGCCGCCUUCUACUGUCCGCCCGCCGAAUGGGCAGCCAUGGGCCGACCGUUUGCGAAUGGUUACUUCAUUCCCAUGGAUCCCAACAAAACGUAUCCACUUCGUCGGGAUGAUUGCUUCUUGGGUGAAUUUAGUAACUGGGUCAGUCAAGAGGAAAUGGAUAAGUAUUCCGAACGGUGCCAGACCUGAAAUGCACUCAAAGAAAAAAGCUGAAGCUUUCUUGGAUACUCUAAAUUAUUGCCAUACAUUAUAUCCUAUCAUUUUUGUGGAGAUUUCAGAAAGGCUGAAAGGCUUCCCUUUCAAUCUCAGCACUUGUACAUAAAGGAAAUGGGACUUCCAAUUCCGAAAACUAAUAAAAACGAAUGAAGAACUGAAA
Drosophila guanche is the source of this 1740-nucleotide messenger RNA. RefSeq lists its product as uncharacterized. Bases 135 to 1553 code for a protein of 472 amino acids. Lineage: Eukaryota; Metazoa; Arthropoda; Insecta; Diptera; Drosophilidae. The record is from RefSeq and is a predicted model, not a curated record. The transcript has 3 exons.